UCUUUAGGAAAAGCGUAAUAUAGCGAUACAGGAAAAUUGCCAGAAAAAUAAUUAUUAUCUGAUUCUUGUUUCGAUGGAGAAAAUUCAUUUUCUCCAUCGAAACCUUCAGCCUUCAGUUUCAUGCACACGCAUGCCCGAUAGAACAUUUUUCUCGUCCUAUUCAUUCUUUGCGCAUGGUGGUGAGAGUGCUGCCUCUGGAGCUUUCCGAAAUAAAAAGAGCUCGUGUCAAGUAAAAAAAGACGGCAGCUCAAUCAAGAAAAGCCGGUGCCACCCAAAACAUAACCUCUUAGACCUCAAAUUUAUUAUUCAUUGAAAUGGCAACAGGUUCAAAAGGAAUAUCAUCCACGAUGCCCAAACAUAAGAUCAAGGUAGGAAUAAUCGGAGGUUCGGGAUUGGAUGAUCUGGCAAAGCAUAUACUACGGGAAGAAACCGAAGUAAAACCACAGCCAGAUAGUUUGUUUGAAUUUCCAAGCACCAAAGUGACCCAAGGGACCAUUGACGGAGUGCCAGUAGCAAUAAUUUUAAGACACGGAGAGGGUCACAGGAUAAGUCCAAGUAAUGUGAACUACAGAGCAAACAUUGAGAGUCUUAAAUCCAUUGGAUGCACCCACAUUUUGGCGACGACUGCUUGUGGCUCAUUGAUUGAAUCAAUAAGCCCAGGAGAAUUGGUAAUUCCGGACAGUUUCAUAGACCGAACUCACCUGCGCAAAAGUACCUUUUUCGAUGGCACUGCUCCUCAAUAUGCAGGAGUUUGUCAUGUGCCGAUGGAACCAGCUUUCCAUCCUCGCACAUCAAAAAUCUUGGUUCAAGCUGGCAAAGAAUUGGGAAUGAGCCUCAAGCAUGGAGCAACUAUCGUCACUAUCGAGGGACCCAGAUUUUCUUCUAAGGCUGAAAGCAAAGCUUUUCAACUAUGGGGUGGUCACUUGGUUAACAUGACAACGUGUCCAGAGGUGAUGUUAGCAAAAGAAGCAGGAAUUCUUUACGCCAGUAUCGCAAUGGCCACGGAUUACGAUUGUUGGAGAGAAUCCGACAAAUCUGUGUGCGUUGCUGAUGUGAUGAAAGUCUUCAAGGAGAACGUUAACAAAGUUACUACCGUUCUCGUAAAAGCUAUCAAACUGAUCGGCGAACAAAAUUGGGACGAGGACAUUGAGAAUUUAAAGAAGUUGGUCACGGAAGGGAUUGUUUCUAAGAGAUAACCGAAGCAUCAUCCUGUGGAACUAAAUGACGAAAGUGAUCAAAAACACAAUUCAUUCCAAAGAAAAAUUGUUUUUACGUGACGAAAUAUUACAAAAAAUAUAGAAUUAAUAGAUUUGGGAUUA
Molecule: messenger RNA, 1319 nt
Organism: Venturia canescens
Lineage: Eukaryota; Metazoa; Arthropoda; Insecta; Hymenoptera; Ichneumonidae
Gene: Mtap
Product: Methylthioadenosine phosphorylase
Exons: 6
Coding region: 315-1196 (293 amino acids)
Biological process (GO): nucleoside metabolic process
Cellular component (GO): cytosol
Molecular function (GO): S-methyl-5-thioadenosine phosphorylase activity
Source: RefSeq, a predicted model, not a curated record